Molecule: messenger RNA, 290 nt
Organism: Staurois parvus
Lineage: Eukaryota; Metazoa; Chordata; Amphibia; Anura; Ranidae
Source: the annotation of a GenBank genome assembly
UGCCACUUGUCAGUGCCCAUCAGUGCCACGUGCCAGUGCCCAUCAAUGCCACAUAUCAGUGCAUAUCAGUGCCCAUCUGAGCUGCCUUAUAAUGUCACCCAUCAGUGCCAGUCAGUGCCACCUAUCAAUGCCAAUCAGUGCCACCUAUCAGUGCUGCCAAUCAGUGCCAGUCAGUGUCGCCUAUCAGUGUGCAUCAGUGCCGCCUAUCAGUGCCAGUCAGUGCCGCCUAUCAGUGCCAUAUAUCAGUGUCAUGUAUCAGUGCUGCCUUUCAGUGCCCAUCAGUGAUGCCU